Molecule: messenger RNA, 1602 nt
Organism: Cricetulus griseus (Chinese hamster)
Lineage: Eukaryota; Metazoa; Chordata; Mammalia; Rodentia; Cricetidae
Source: RefSeq, a predicted model, not a curated record
GUCCUUGGCACCAGACUGCCUGGAUUUAAAUAGCAGCUCCAAACUUUGCAGCUGUGUGGCUUUGCUCAAGUUACCUAACCUCUCUGAUGGUUAGUGAGCACAGUCUCCCCGAGGUUCGCAUGCCUUAAAUUCAGGAAGAGCCGGGUUCGGUUCGGAGAAAGUCUCCGUUUGACAGUGUCUGUGUGUCCUGGGUAAGCCGCCUCCGGCCCGACGCUGGGUCCUAAAUCCGGGCACCUCACAAAGGUUAAGGGAUUCACGAAGGAGGUGUGGCUUCCCGACGUGAGUCACGGGCAGAGAAACCACAAUUGCAGGGUCCGGACACCCUGGUCUUGGGACUCAGCUGGCAGUGGUCCCUGUGCACCGUGUGCAAGCUUGUGAGCAGCCGAACCUGCAGACCGCAGAUCCACACCUGCGCAGCUUCCUCCCUCUGGCUGCACCAUGUCUGGCUCCUACGAUGAGGCCUCGGACGAGGUCACAGACAGCUUCUGGGAGGUGGGGAACUACAAGCGGACGGUGAAACGCAUUGACGACGGCCACCGCCUCUGCAACGACCUCAUGAGCUGCGUGCAGGAGCGCGCCAAGAUCGAGAAAGCCUAUGCGCAGCAGCUCACCGACUGGGCCAAGCGCUGGCGCCAGCUGAUCGAGAAAGGCCCACAGUAUGGCAGCCUGGAGCGUGCCUGGGGUGCCAUGAUGACUGAGGCAGAAAAGGUGAGCGAGCUACACCAGGAGGUGAAGAACAGCCUGCUGACUGAGGACCUGGAGAAGGUGAAGAACUGGCAGAAGGACGCCUACCACAAGCAGAUCAUGGGGGGCUUCAAGGAGACCAAGGAGGCGGAGGACGGCUUCCGGAAAGCCCAGAAGCCCUGGGCCAAGAAGAUGAAGGAGCUGGAGGCGGCCAAGAAGGCCUAUCAUCUGGCUUGCAAAGAAGAGAAGUUGGCCAUGACUCGGGAGGUGAACAGUAAGACAGAGCAGUCGGUCACCCCCGAGCAGCAGAAGAAACUUCUGGACAAGGUGGACAAGUGCAGGCAGGACGUGCAAAAGACUCAGGAGAAGUAUGAGAAAGUGUUGGAAGAUGUGGGCAAAACCACGCCGCAGUACAUGGAGGGCAUGGAGCAGGUGUUCGAGCAGUGCCAGCAAUUUGAGGAGAAGCGACUGGUCUUCCUUAAGGAGGUCUUGCUGGAUAUCAAACGGCACCUCAACCUAGCGGAGAACAGCAGCUACACCCAUGUGUACCGAGAGCUGGAGCAGGCCAUCCGGGGAGCUGACGCCCAGGAGGACCUCAGGUGGUUCCGCAGCACCAGCGGCCCUGGGAUGCCCAUGAAUUGGCCUCAGUUUGAGGAGUGGAAUCCAGACCUCCCCCACACCGCUGCCAAGAAGGAGAAACAGCCUAAGAAGGCAGAGGGGGCCACACUGAGCAAUGCCGCCGGGGCUGUGGAGUCCACAUCCCAGGCUGGGGACCGCGGCAGUGUCAGCAGCUACGACCGAGGACAACCGUAUGCCGCCGAGUGGUCGGAUGACGAGAGCGGGAACCCCUUCGGGGGGAAUGAGGCCAACGGCGGCGCCAACCCCUUCGACGACGAUGCCAAGGGAGUCCGCGUGCGA